GGGUGGUCGAGCGGAACUGUUUUCGGCAGGAAAGGCAGAGUGGUGAUGGUUGGAUGUGAGAGGUGGAUUAGGCACAUCAAUCAUUUGAGACCGAACCAUGACAAAACCCAAGGUCCCCACAAACCACCAGGUUUGCAUUGGGACAUUCUACUAGACACGUUUGAGCUGGAAGUUGAGGAUCAGCAACCCGUGGAGACGAAACAAAUGCCGCAGAAACCAGAUGCACAAUGCAUACCGGCCCUGAAGCGAAGACCACGAUGGCUGCAACUCGAUCUUCGGGGGAAAAGCUACGAACGAAAUUAGGUUAGAAGGGUUUGCAAGCUGACUCAAUUCGGAAACGGAGGUGAUAGCUGGUCGAGAAUGCUGAUUGCCAACGUGUGCGUUUUUGCCACAAAUCGUGCUUGGGAAAGACCCUGCGAGCAUGUUGCCAUGGCACAGCCGACAGUUGAUGAAAUCGCGCAUCAGACAGCAAGCGUGUUGCCAAGGCCUGACCAGAAGCUGCUUAAAUCGCGCGUCAGACAUCAUGUAGGCGGAUGAAGACGCGUGUCUGAGCCAGGCGGUGAACUU
Messenger RNA from Dicrocoelium dendriticum, 567 nucleotides. NCBI's taxonomy places the organism in Eukaryota, Metazoa, Platyhelminthes, Trematoda, Plagiorchiida, Dicrocoeliidae. The record is from the annotation of a GenBank genome assembly.